UUAUUUCUGUUCCCCAUUCUUCUAUGUCCCGUAGAAGCUCCCUUAUAAACAUCGUAGACAUGCUCUCGCGAUUCUUCCUAACGAAUUGUGUCAAGUGUUGAGAAAAGUGGAACAUCCCUUAUCUUAAUCGUGUCAUUCUUUAAUUACAUUCAAUCUCGUUACCUUCCCUCGUUCGUUUUUAAAAAGAAUGUAUAGAUAUUCUGCGAAUUGGAUAAGUGCGUGCUGGCUGUGUCUUACGCUCUUCGUCAGGGGAUCAUCGACCACUUUAUACGAAACGCCACCCCAUAUUAUUGUAUUUAUGGUCGACGACUUGGGAUGGAACGAUGUUAGUUUUCACGGAUCCAAUCAAAUACUAACGCCAAACAUCGACGCUCUCGGAUACAAUGGGAUUAUAUUAAACAAGCAUUACGUACUGCCGUCGAGUACACCGUCCAGAUCAGCCUUCUUCACUGGGCUGUACCCAAUCCGUAUCGGAAUGCAAGGGGACGAGAUUCGCGGUGGCGAACCACGCGGUCUUCCAUUGGACGUAAAAAUUCUACCGGAGCAUUUACGAGGUUUAGGAUACACCACGAAAUUAAUUGGGAAAUGGCACAUGGGGUAUCACACGCCUCAGUACACGCCGUUGCACAGAGGGUUCGAUACAUUCUUCGGUUUCUUCAAUAGUCAUAUAUCUUAUUUCGACUACAGAUACUCGUCUCAGAACAUGAGCGGAUAUGAUAUGCACCGCGGGGACGAUCCAGCUCACGGGUUCAAUCGCGAAUACGCUACAGACUUAUUCACCGAAGAAGCGACCAGGAUAAUCGAGAACCACGAACGUGGCAGACCGCUCUACCUUCAAAUUUCGCAUCUCGCAGUUCACGCUCCCUUAGAACACCCCAUGGAUCAAUAUAACGACACGCAGUUUGAACAUAUUCGCGAGCCGAACCGCCGCAAAUAUGCCAGAAUGGUGACAGAGCUAGACGAGUCCCUGGGGCGAAUAGUGCACGCGUUAGGCGAUCGAGGAAUGCUCAGGGAGUCCAUCAUUUUAUUUCUCACCGAUAACGGAGCUGCGUCCAUCGGUAAAUCCAGAAACUGGGGCUCGAACUAUCCUUUAAGAGGUACGAAGUACACUUUGUACGAGGGAGGCGUGAGAGGCGUGGCGGCCAUAUGGUCACCGAGGUUGCAAAAGACUGCACGCGUAUCAAAUCAGUUGGUGCAUAUAUCAGACUGGCUACCGACUUUUUAUGUCGCGGCCGGUGGAGAUCUGAAGGAUCUCGGUGUGAUCGACGGCGUGAAUCAAUGGCACGUGCUCAGCGAGAAUCGCGGAAGUGGCAGAGACAAACUUUUGUUAAAUAUCAAUGAACUGACGAAGACCGAAGGUGCUAUAUACAGUCGUUUCAAACUGUUGCGAGGUACCGUCGAUAAUGGUUAUUACGACGGAUACCAUGGCGAUGCGGGGAUUUUAUAUGGGAGGCCAUUCGACGCGAGGCCAUUAGACGCGCCGUCGUAUACGGACUUGAUAAUAAAAAGCUCGGUUUCUCAAACUAUAAAUAAUUACCUGGGUGGUCCAGUGACACAACCGACCACGAUAGCGCGAUUACGACAGGAAGCAACGGUCAGGUGUUACCAAAACUCGGCCAACUACCAUAGACACGUGUACACGACUUGCAACGUGACCGAAUGUCUGUUCGAUACAUUGCAGGAUCCUUGUGAAACUAAGAACGUUGCCGAAUCGUAUUCCAAGAUUGCGAAGACUUUGGAUGAUUAUUUGGAACGUUGCGGACGGUUUUUGAAGAGACAAGUAAAAAUUCCCGUCGACUGGCUGGCCGAUCCUAGGAGAAGGAACGACACGUGGGAACCGUGGAUGAAUUCGGGCGCUACGGUUUACGUACCGAACGCUGCAACAGUUCUAGGCAACUUAGUGUUUUGCAUUCAGGUUUCAAUUAUUUUCGCUUCGAUGCUGUUAAACGUAUUUGUUUAAACAUUCGAUUAAACGCCAUUGUAGCAUAAAUAAAGUAUAUUCGAAUUAAGGAAUUAUA
Ceratina calcarata is the source of this 2018-nucleotide messenger RNA. RefSeq names its product arylsulfatase B. The transcript is spliced from 8 exons. Gene Ontology annotation, molecular function: sulfuric ester hydrolase activity. The coding region runs from base 188 to 1960 and encodes 590 amino acids. Lineage: Eukaryota; Metazoa; Arthropoda; Insecta; Hymenoptera; Apidae. The record is from RefSeq and is a predicted model, not a curated record.